ACGUGAUCCUAGUUGGCUCCCCAUCGAUGCGCUCGGGUAUCCGGUGACCUCGGCCGUCGGCUACUUCGGUCUGGUGGCCGCCAUUGUCCCGGAUGGUUGCUGUUCUCGGUAUCUGCAGCCAGCGAGCGAUCUCGUUACUCUCCCCACCGCCCGCCCGUCAGCCGGGCCUCACCCCAGCCAGAGCUCCGGGGAAGCGAGCGGCCUGCCGGGCCCAGGCCUCACCCCCAGCACCAAGGCCGGAGCCAGGGCCUGCGCCGCCCGAGAGGCUUCCAUGAAGUCUGCCUGUCUGCAUCUGGAUGUCAGCUCCUUCGUAUUGUUCUGAGAAGUCGUUGUGACGGCGCCAGAAGAGGUGCCAUGAGGCUUGUGCCUGAAAAGAAUGCGGUCCGGAUCCUUUCGGGCCGAGAGAGGGGAACGCAGGCGCAGGGAGCCCAGCGUCUCCUACAGUGCCUGGUAGAGGACAAAACCCGCUUGAUGAAAUGGGAAGGCAAGAAGGUGGAGCUUCCUGACAGCCCGCGCUCUACGUUCCUACUGGCGUUCAGCCCAGACAGGACCUUGCUGGCGUCAACUCACGUCAAUCACAACAUCUACAUUACCGAGGUGAAGACCGGGCGUUGCAUACACUCUCUUGUGGGGCAUCGCCGUACACCCUGGUGUGUAACCUUUCACCCUACUAUUCCCGGCCUCAUUGCAUCCGGUUGCCUUGAUGGAGAAGUGCGAAUAUGGGAUUUACAUGGCGGGAGCGAGAGCUGGUUCACCGAUAGUAACAAUGCCAUUGCAUCUUUGGCCUUCCACCCCACUGUCCAGCUUCUCCUUAUCGCCACUGCCAAUGAAAUCCACUUCUGGGACUGGAGCCGACGCGAGCCCUUUGCUGUGGUGAAGACAGCCAAUGAGAUGGAGCGUGUGCGAUUGGUACGAUUUGAUCCCCUUGGGCAUUAUCUUCUUACUGCUAUUGUGAACCCCUCUAACCAGCAGAGUGAUGAAGAGUCAGAGAUUCCCCUGGACAGUGCAGAGAUUCCCAUCUACCGCCAGCGCUCCCUGCUGCAGACUCAACCAGUACGUCGUACUCCAUUGCUCCACAACUUCCUGCACAUGCUGUCAUCGCGUUCCUCAAGUACUCAGGCUGGAGAGCAGCCUCCUGUACAAGACUCUGCCACUCCUUCCCCUCCACCUCCACCCCCACCUCCUCCCCCAACAACUGAGAGCAACCAAAGGCUCAUUUAUACUCGCAUCCGAGAGCGGGCCCCGGGUGUCACCACUCCCUGCUGCCAAGACCCCAGUAUGCUGUGCCUCUGCAUCCGAUGCUCCAGCGCACGGCUGUCUUCUCCUCUUUUCCCCCACCCUGAAGCCCCUGGCGCUCCCUCCACUUCUUCAGGGGUUACGUCCACUUCCUAUUCUCCCGUACAGACAGACCCUCAACAUUCUUUGGAUCGUCAACACCACCAGUCCUCUGCUCAGCAUGAUCAUGGGCUUCUAAGCCGACCUUCUGCCUUCAGCAGCGUACACAGCAGUACAGCCGGUAACACACUGCGCAAUCUGAGCCUGGGACCUACGCGCCGCUCACUUACAGGGCAGCCGUCUCGCUAUCAGCAGCCAACCACAGAUAUAGCUGGAUCUGAGUGGACUCGCACUGUGCUUAAUAUGGGAACUCGUUCUGAGAUGGAGCCCAUGCCGCCUCCCAGGACGAGUGCCUCAUCCGUAAGCCUGUUGUCCGUUCUGCGGCAGCAGGAAGGCGAGGCCUCUUCAUCUGUAUAUACUUCAGCCACAGAGGGACGAGGGUUUCCCAGCACAGAGCCAGAAAGCUCCGGCGCUCCACCACCUGUUCACCCAUCAACCACCCGAACGGAAUUACAGUGUGAUCUGAGGCGCUUCUUCCUAGAGUAUGACAGGCUACAUGAGCUGGAACCUGGUGCGCCAGGCACUACGCCUGGACAAGCUCAUGAGAUGCUCAAUAACAAUCUGGAACCUGAACAGCCUGGCACUUCUCACCAGCCAAACCAGGCACACAGUAAUGAUAGCAACGUAAAUCAGCCUAGAGGACACCUUAACCGCUGCCGUGCUUGCCACAACCUGCUGACCUUCAACAAUGACACUCUACGCUGGGAAAGGACCCCACUAGCGUAUCCAGAGGCUGCGGGGGUGUCCACCUGGCAGCCUCCCCCGGCUCCUUCACCAAGCACUUUCCAGGCUGGUCUGGCCGCUGGCAGCACAGAGCAGCCUGUUGCACCAGUGGUGGAAAGACCGGAUAUAGGAAGCAUGGCAGGUGGUAGUGGACGUUUGGAAACUGGGGCAUCACAGGAUGAGAGAACAGUGGGAGUAGCGUAUAACCCUGAAACUGGACACUGGGAACGCGUCUACAGUCAGCCUGCAACUGUUAACAGAGCUCCGAAUGUAUCCCAAGAGGCCUUACCACAGGAACUCCCCGAGGAGAGCACAGAAGAGGACUCUCUAAGGAGGCGGCUUCUGGAAUCAUCCCUGAUCUCUUUGUCCCGCUACGAUGGCACUGGUUCCCGGGAUCAUCCCAUUUACCCCGACCCAGCCAGGUUAUCUCCAGCUGCUUACUACGCACAAAGGAUGAUCCAGUACCUUUCUCGGAGGGACAGUAUCCGGCAACGCUCAAUGCGUUACCAGCAGAACCGCCUAAGAUCGUCUGCAUCCGCCCCGUCCUCAAGCGAUGGUCAGGGUGCAGUAGAAGCUGGAGACCUUGAGUUUGAGGAGUUUGAGGAUAAUGGAGACCGUUCGCGGCACAGGACCCCCAGAAACGCUCGCAUGUCGGCUCCGUCACUUGGUCGCUUUGUUCCUAGGAGAUUUCUGCUGCCAGAAUACCUUCCAUAUGCUGGAAUUUUUCAUGAGCGCGGUCAGCCGGGAUUAGCAACGCACUCCUCCGUCAACAGAGUCUUGGCAGGUGCUGUGAUUGGAGAUGGACAAUCUGCUGUGGCCAGUAACAUUGCAAACACAACCUACAGAUUGCAGUGGUGGGACUUCACCAAGUAUGAUUUACCAGAGAUCAGUAAUGCUACUGCGAACGUGCUUGUUCAGAACUGCAAAAUCUACAAUGAUGCCAGUUGUGACAUCUCUGCCGAUGGUCAGCUCCUUGCAGCCUUCAUCCCAAGUAGCCAGCGAGGUUUCCCAGAUGAGGGCAUUUUGGCCGUCUACUCUUUGGCCCCACACAACCUGGGCGAGAUCCUCUUCACUAAGCGUUUUGGUCCCAAUGCCAUCUCUGUGAGUUUGUCCCCAAUGGGCCGAUACGUCAUGGUAGGUCUGGCCUCUCGCAGGAUCCUGCUGCAUCCUUCCACAGAGCACAUGGUCGCUCAGGUCUUCCGGCUCCAGAAACCUCACGGAGGGGAGACUUCUAUGAGACGUGUCUUUAACGUGUUGUAUCCAAUGCCUGCGGACCAAAGGCGACAUGUCAGCAUCAACUCUGCUCGUUGGCUUCCUGAGCCUGGCCUGGGAUUAGCGUAUGGUACCAACAAGGGGGAUCUGGUGAUCUGCCGGCCAGAGGCAUUCGACAACGUGUGUGACCAGUUUUGGGAGCAAAUGAAUGAGGCUAUUCUCCAGCAUAACACUACUCGAAGCAGCGAGCGACCUGGGACCAGCCGUGCCUCCUGGAGGUCAGACAGAGACAUGGGUCUGAUGAAUGCCAUUGGUCUCCAGCCUCGAAAUCCAAGCACUUCUGUCACCUCCCAGGGCACCCAGACUCCUGCCCCGCAGCUACAGAAUGCAGAGACGCAGACUGAACGGGAGGUACCGGAGACACGACCCGCUGCUCCAAGUGCUGACGUUUCCUCUAAUGAGCAAGUUGCCCAGUCCAGCAGCACUUCUGAGGGCACAACUGCAGCAGAGUUGCAAGAAGGGAACCUGGAGUCCGCAGAGGUGUCUGGCUCAGGAGAGGGUCAGGAGGAUGCUCUGAGCAGAAUCCAGCGGCUGAUGGCAGAAGGAGGGAUGACCGCAGUGGUCCAGCGAGAGCAGAGCACAACCAUGGCAUCCAUGGGGGGUUUCGGCAAUAAUAUCAUCGUGAGCCACCGAAUCCACCGUAGCUCUCAAACAGCAGCUGAUCCCGCCUCCCGCACCUCCACCCCGCGCUCUCCGCAGCCCUCCACCUCUAGAGAAACCGUGGCAGAGCUUGAGCGGCACCUUUCACCCCUUCAGCCAAGACGACCCCUGCUCCCAGAGCCCGUUCCACUGACCAACAACAACAACGACGGUGAUCUUAGCAUGCAGCCUACGAGUGGCACCUUUCCAGGUGUGGAAAGGUAGAAAAGUCGUGAUGUCCACCUGGUACUGCUGUAAGGACAGACUCUUUGCCCCACCUCUUGCUAACGGUGGGGGCUCUCAAGCUGUGGACUAUGGUGCUAUAGACGUGGAGAGGAAUUUUAUUUGAGAGCUGACCCUCCAAUGUGUGGAGGGGAGGUGCAGAGCUUAGGAUGAGAAGUAAAUAAAAUCGCAGCUGGCCUUUCUCACACUGCCCCUUCUCUACACCCCCAUCGUCUUUGUCUAGCAAAGAGGAAAACAUCUCCCGAACACUUUUAUAAAAGGGUUUCAGUCUUUUACUCUUCCCUCUGCUCCCUUGAAGCUGAACUUCAAGUAGAGAUGAGUAGAAUCUAUCAGAUUCCUGUUUCCCAUUGAGGUUUUUAUUGUUUUUCAUAGGUAUAUUGGGCAUGGUGGGGGAAUUAGCACUAAUCUUCCCCGUGUCAAUUUCAAGGAGCUGCUAUGAGACUGUUACUGCCCUUCUUGCUUUGACUGAAGUUCAAGGAAGGAUGCAUGCACUACAGGGAAGAGUGGGGCUUAUUAACGGCCUCUCCAACCAUACCAGGCAAUUGUGUCCGGGUGCUCUGCACCUCCUUUCAGAUGCCGCGAGGCCUACAGUUUGCGCUGCCCAUUUUAAGUGGGGGAUGGUCAGCUGAUGAUCAGUUUGCCCCCAUCACACACGACGACAACACAAGCUUUGUCCAAUGAGAACAUAGUCAUUCUCUUGCAGUGGUCACAAGUCCCAUAAUCAGCCCAUUCACUAAGCUGAUUUUUCGGGUUGCCAAAUAGGUCCAGAAAUAUGCUGCGGUUAGACUUCUCAUACCAGCUUUUUCUUUCGAUUUAUUGUCCUUUUUUCUUUUUUUUUCUUGUUUUGCAAGCGUGACCUGUAUACCCUAGCAGGCCUGUACCAGCUCAGUUGCUUUUCAACCCUCUCAGUCUGCAAUGUGUGGGUGACUUGUGCCCCAUCCCCAAACCCCCCCCCCCCCCCUCCCAUGCUUUGUAUAAAUCUAUGAGCCCAAAUCCUUGCCAAAGGCCAGUAGUGCAGCUUCCGUGUUAACCCUUCCCUGCCAGAGCAAUCGGCAGCUUACAGGAGACGCACUUGGCAGUGGCUAGGUUAUUCGCAGCUGCUGCACCUUUUAACCCCGGUAGUUCAGCCUACUUCUGACACAAGUGCUCAUCCAGACACCCACUAGCACGCUCCCGACAGGCUGCACAGCCGUGCGGCCUCUUGAGCAGGCAAAAUAGACGUUGACAGUAUUAAAAGUGAAUGUUACAGAAGGGGCCGGGUUACAUAUUAAAGCUCUUGCAUGAGAAAUACUAUUGAAUUCAAAUAUGAGAGCAGCUGAUGCUAUCCCUCUUAUUCGGCUAUGCAGCCUGCGUUCCUUUAAUUCUGCUCCCCCCCCUUGUCUUCUCUGCCUGCAGUAACACAGCAGUGGGACUUGCUGGGUGCUCGUGAGCUACAGCACACUGGCAGGCAGGAUGCACAUAUCAAGAGCGCUGUCUCAUGAGAUACAGCCCAACUCCCUUGUCAGAGUCUCUGUGCCCUUCCUCUCUCCUUGUGAGAUCCCCCUACCCUUGAGUGCGUGUAGCGGCCUGCUCAGCAUAGCCCACGUAGAGAACACGUUAUGGACAACCACUGCUCCAGUGGCUGUAUUAACGGUACUCCAGAGCAUUGCUCCAAUAAUGGCUUCACUCUAGCGUUUAUAGCAAAACCUUGCUUUAAUUCCUGCUGUAUCAUUAAUCUCCGCGGCAGAACAUUGCUGCGAUGUAGCAGUGAGUACGUGAAGAGCUCCCUUCAAUACUUUGUAUUCUCCCCCCCCCACCCCCCCCCCCCCCCACCCCCUUUAUUCAUUGAAACCUGCAGAGCUUCACUCCAGUGCCCUGCUGUAACAUCAUAAGAAUUACAGAGCUUCGCUCCAGUAAUCUGUAAUGCUUAAUUGGUUUGCUCUUAUGUGUAACACUUUUUUCACGGUGCUGUGCAAAAGCAUCAUUCUAAUAACCCAUUGUGACCUUUAGGGCAUGACUUGAUCCAUGUAACAAUUGUUGAAUCUGCAGAGCAUUGCGCCAGUAAACCCUGUGACACCAACGGAA
Molecule: messenger RNA, 6336 nt
Organism: Pseudophryne corroboree (corroboree frog)
Lineage: Eukaryota; Metazoa; Chordata; Amphibia; Anura; Myobatrachidae
Gene: AMBRA1
Product: autophagy and beclin 1 regulator 1
Exons: 19
Coding region: 355-4254 (1299 amino acids)
Biological process (GO): autophagy
Cellular component (GO): intracellular membrane-bounded organelle
Molecular function (GO): protein binding
Source: RefSeq, a predicted model, not a curated record